Messenger RNA from Pezoporus flaviventris, 741 nucleotides. RefSeq names its product IST1 homolog. Gene Ontology annotation, biological process: protein transport. The record is from RefSeq and is a predicted model, not a curated record. Lineage: Eukaryota; Metazoa; Chordata; Aves; Psittaciformes; Psittacidae.
AUGUUGGGGAUAUGUGCUGUAGCUGAGCUGGCCCAGAAGGCAAGGAGGGAAAUUGCAGAUUAUCUGUCAGAUGGAAAAGAUGAGAGUGCCAGGAUGUGUGAGCACGUCAUCCAUGAAGAUUACUUUGUGGAGGCCAUGGAGAUCCUGGAACUGUACUGUGACCUGCUGCUAGCCUGCUUCGGUUUGAUUCAGUCCAUGAAGGAGCUGCACUCUGGCCUGGCAGAAGCAGUAUCUGCACUGAUUUGGGCUGCACCACGACUCCAGUUGGAAGUGGCUGAGUUGAAGAUUGUUGCUGACCAGCUGUGUGCCAAGUACAGCAAGGAGUAUGGGAAGCUGUGCCGAGCAAACCAGAUUGGGACAGUCAAUGACAGACUGAUGCACAAGCUGAACUUGGAGGUACCACACAAGAUUCUGGUGGAGAGAUACCUCAUUAAGAUUGCCAAGAACUACAAUGUGCCCUAUGAAGCUGGCUCUGUGGUGAUGGCUGAAGCCACUGCAGGUGAAGAGGCAGAUCUGAUUGAUGUGGGAUUUACAGACGAUGUGAAGAAGGGUGGCCAUGGAGGGGGAGGUGGUGGUGGAUUUACAGCCCCACUGGUUGAUCAUGAUGGAUUAGUAUCCGUGCCAGUGAUGAUGCCUAUGCCCGUGCCAACACCAGAUCUGCCCUUCUCCUGCCUGCCUCCAAAGGGACCGGUUAAGUACCUUUGCUUUGAGUGUUCCCUUUUUCUGUGGAAGACUCUGUGA